This is a messenger RNA of Adineta steineri, 540 nucleotides long. The record is from the annotation of a GenBank genome assembly. NCBI's taxonomy places the organism in Eukaryota, Metazoa, Rotifera, Eurotatoria, Adinetida, Adinetidae.
AAUGAUCCUGAUUUGAUGUUAACGUACCGAGACGGUACUGCAGCAAAAGAUAAUCCUUCAAUAAAACUUCAUCCUAAUUCAUUUUUAAUUCAACUCUAUUCAGACGGAAUUGGAAUAACAAAUCCUCUAGGUCCAAAGAAGGACAAACAUAAACUUACUUUAUAUUAUUUCCUUUUAGAAGAUUUACCAGAUUUUGUAAAAUCCAUGUUGCAAUCGAUUGGUCUAGUUGGAAUAUGUCCGACAAAAUUUUUAUCGAUACAAACAAAUCGUAUGAAAUUUUUUGAACCUAUUAUAAAAGAUUUGAAUCAUUUACAAACAACUGGUUUAGUUGUUCAAACAUUCAAUGGACAAUUACAUUUUGCAUUUAGCUUAUUCGCAGCUGACAAUCUUGCAUCUCACGAAAUUGGCGGAUUUCAACAAAAUUUUAAUUCAGGACAAUUUUGUCGAUUAUGUCACAUUUCUUAUAAAUUCAGAUUGAUUCCAUUAACAGAGAUUUCAUUUCUGCCACGCACAGUAACUACACAUGAUGCAUAUGUUUGA